Molecule: messenger RNA, 2904 nt
Organism: Limanda limanda (common dab)
Lineage: Eukaryota; Metazoa; Chordata; Actinopteri; Pleuronectiformes; Pleuronectidae
Product: thrombospondin type-1 domain-containing protein 4-like
Exons: 17
Coding region: 1-2904 (967 amino acids)
Biological process (GO): extracellular matrix organization
Cellular component (GO): extracellular matrix
Molecular function (GO): metalloendopeptidase activity
Source: RefSeq, a predicted model, not a curated record
AUGCAGGGAGCCUGUAUCUGGAUUAACAGACUUUCUGUGCUGCUGCUGUUGCUUUGCUCAGAACUCAUGGACUGCCAGCAGACAACAGACCACAGGAAGGUUCAUCAAAGGGCAGAGCGCCAACAGGAGUUCAAGGCAGAACAUGGAGAAAUUCAGGGCUCCUGGGGUGCCUGGGGGUCCUGGUCUACCUGCUCCCGGAGCUGUGGAAAAGGGGUACAGGAGCAAAGCAGGCCCUGCCUGCCUGCUUACACUCCAACCCAACAUUCGUCAAGAAGAUCUGGAAGUCAUCCUCAGCAGCCGGGCCACGUCAUCUCAUCCACGCAGCCGACACUCUCUGUGCACAGUGACACGGGUAGGCCUGUCAACAGCAGUCGUCGUGGUGAGCUGAGGAAGGAGACUCGACCAGGUGGACGAAGGAGGCUCGGUCACAUCGUCCCAGGGAGGUAUGGCUUUGGGAGAGCUCCGUAUGUUGCUCCGCUGCAGACGGACACAGGCCAGGGAUCGGGGACGGCUGGCUCCCGCAGACAGAGACGCUCGGCAGCUGCCCACCACCCCACAGCCGUAGGCCAAGGUGGCCACAGGUCAAACAACCUGGACCCUUCUAACAACCUCCACCGCUACAGCAUACCCUACGUUCAACCAAGGGCACAGCAGCCCAAUAACCAAGUCUGGGCCCCCCUCUACCAGCCGGGAUCAGUCCACCAGUCUGAGGAUCAGCAGCUACAACCAGGCAGCCAGACCUCUGGGCCCCAGCAGCACCACGCAAGACCCUAUAACCCUUUACCUACUUCUCUCUGUACGGGGGAGCACGCUCGCUACAGGAUCUGUAACAGUAAUGCCUGUCCUCCAUCCAGCAGAAACAUCAGGGCUGUUCAGUGUUCUUCUUACAACAACCAACCUUUCAUGGGCAGACUGUACGAGUGGGAACCCUUCAACGAGGUUCAAGGGGAUCAACACUGUGAACUGAACUGUCGGGCCAUCGGGUUCAGGUUCUACGUGCGGCAGUCGGACAGGGUGGUCGAUGGGACGCCAUGUGGACAGAAUGAUACCUCUCUGUGUGUGGCGGCAAAGUGUAAGAGUCUCGGCUGCGAUGACUACCUCGGAUCAGGGAGGGUGACGGACAGGUGCGGCAUGUGUGGAGGCGACAACUCCUCCUGCAGGCUGGUGUCGGGACUCUUUAAACACAGUCUGACCAAGGUCGGCUACCACAAGAUAGUGGAGAUCCCAGAGGGCGCCACCAAGAUCAACGUCACAGAGAUGCUGAAGAGCCGGAACUACCUAGCUCUCCGAAGCCGAUCGGGCCGAUCCAUCAUCAAUGGAAACUGGGCCAUUGACCGACCAGGGAAAUAUGAAGGAGGGGGAACCAUGUUCACCUACCGGAGACCCAAUGAAAUCAGUAGCACGGCCGGGGAGUCCUUCCUCGCUGAAGGGCCCACCAAUGAGAUCCUGGACGUUUAUAUGAUUUUCCAGCAGCCGAACCCUGGUGUUCAUUAUGAAUACAUUCUCCCCUCAGAGGAAACUGCCGGCCCUCAGCAACCAAACCACAAACCUGAAGAGAACACUGUGAAUGGUCAGGGAGGAUACGACCAUCACAGCAACACACACCAGGAAAACGUUGACGCAGUGGGUGGAGGGAGGUAUCCUCCUCGUCUCCCUGACAACCAGGUACCUGCCGUACAGCCACCUAGACGAGAGAGAGACUACAACUGGAAACUGAGUGGUGUUACAGAGUGCAGCUCCUCCUGUGGUAAAGGAUUCAGAUACUCCGUCUUUCAAUGUGUCCACCGGCUGAACCAUGUCCAGGUGUCCGAUGCUUUGUGUGACAGCAGCAGCAGACCGAGUCCACAGGAAGAGGCCUGCAACCUGCAGCCCUGUCCAGCAUUCUGGGAUAUUGGAGAGUGGUCUGAGUGCAGCAAGACCUGCGGCCUGGGUAUGCAGCACCGACAGGUUCUGUGUCGCCAGGUGUACGCCAACCGCACCCUCAACGUCCACACCAGCCGCUGCCGACACCUGGAGCGGCCGGAAACAGCCAGCACCUGCCAGCUGAAGAUCUGCAGUGAGUGGCAGAUCCGCUCCGAGUGGACGGCCUGCUCUGUGCCGUGUGGGCUGGGUCAAAGGUCGCGGGAGGUACGCUGUGUCAGCAACGUGGGCGACUUUGUUCCAGAUGAGGAGUGCAACAUGAAUCUGCGGCCCGUUGAUUCAGAGAACUGCGACAUGGGAACCUGUGCCAAGAGCUGGUUUUACACUGAUUGGGGGAAUAAGUGCUCUGCUGAAUGUGAGAUGGGUGUACGGACGAGAGGAGUCCUCUGCCUGAACAACCAAGUCAGCAGCCUUCCUCUGGAGGGGUGUGGCAGUCAUCGCCCCGCCGACUCUCAGGUCUGCAACAACGGCCCAUGCGAGAAUCGCAUAGAGUGGUUCACAGGCCCCUGGAGCCAGUGCUCUGCAGAGUGUGGUGCGGGCAGCCAGCAGAGGUCAGUGGUGUGUCUGAUGAGGUCAGAUGAAGGAUUCAACGUCAUGCCACUGUACGAGUGCUCCUCUCUGGAUCGACCCCUCAGUCAGCAGAGCUGCAACCUCAAGGACUGUGGAGCCAAGUGGUACCACACUGACUGGAGUGCUUGUUCAAAAACAUGUGAGGGAGGUUACCGUGUGCGGGAGGUGCGCUGCCUGUCUGACAACAUGCUCUCCAGUGAGGGCUGUGAUGAGCUGCAGAGACCACAGGAGAAGGAGGACUGCAACCCAGAGGCCUGCUUACCCAGCAUAGAUGAGAACUGCAUGGACAAAUACUUCAACUGCAACGUGGUGGUCCAGGCUCGCCUCUGCGUGUACGAUUACUACAAGACCACGUGCUGCGCUUCCUGCUCACGUGUGGCCCACAGACAGAUGAUUCACCGGGGCCGCAGCUAG